AAGAGAGGGGGAAGUAGAAGGCUGUUCUUACAUUUUGCUCCGCACAGUUGGCAAGCGGGCCGCAGUUGGCGACGUUUCCUACAGAGGACUGGCUUCUGUGAAUAUUGUGAUAUUGUGCAAUACAUAGUUUUGUUGUGGAACAUGUAAAGUGAACGAGUGAACCCUUUGGUGAUCCCAUACCCUCUUGUCAGAAGUAGGAAGGCAAGCAGGCAAGAUGGCUACGAGCGAUUCCAAAGCCCCGCUUCGCUCGGUGAAGCGGGUGCAAUUUGGCAUUUUGGCACCUGAUGAAAUCCGUCGAAUGUCUGUGACUGAGGGAGGAAUUCGCUUUCCUGAAACCAUGGAAGGUGGAAGACCGAAGUUGGGUGGAUUGAUGGACCCUCGUCAAGGUGUAAUGGACAGAAAUUCUCGGUGUCAGACUUGUGCAGGAAAUCAGACAGAAUGCCCAGGACAUUUUGGACACAUAGAUUUGGCGAAACCUGUUUUUCAUGUUGGUUUCCUUACAAAAACAAUUAAAAUUCUUCGCUGUGUUUGUUUUUACUGUUCUAAGCUGUUAGUUAGUCCAACAAAUCCAAAGAUAAAAGAAAUAGUGAUGAAGUCUAAAGGUCAACCUAGGAAGAGAUUGACUUUUGUUUAUGAUCUGUGUAAAGGUAAAAAUAUUUGUGAAGGUGGUGAUGAAAUGGAUAUUCAGAAGGAAAACGAUCCAAAUGAUCCUAACCAGCAACAGUCCCGAAAAGCUGGUCAUGGUGGUUGUGGCAGAUAUCAGCCAAGCAUAAGAAGAUCUGGUUUAGAUUUGACAGCAGAAUGGAAGCAUGUCAAUGAAGAUUCUCAAGAGAAAAAGAUCAGCUUAAGUGCGGAACGUGUUUGGGAGAUUUUGAAACACAUUACUGACGAAGAAUGUUUCAUUCUUGGAAUGGAUCCCAAAUUUGCUAGACCUGAUUGGAUGAUUGUUACAGUAUUGCCAGUCCCUCCUUUAUCUGUGAGACCAGCUGUUGUCAUGUAUGGUUCAGCAAGAAAUCAGGAUGACAUUACUCACAAAACAUCAGAUAUUAUUAAGUCAAAUAAUGAACUCAUUAGAAACGAGCAAGCUGGUGCAGCUGCUCAUGUAAUUUCAGAGAACAUUAAGAUGCUGCAGUUUCAUGUGGCAACUCUAGUAGAUAAUGAUAUGCCUGGAAUGCCAAGAGCAAUGCAGAAAUCUGGAAAACCACUGAAAGCAAUUAAAGCCAGAUUGAAAGGAAAGGAAGGAAGAAUUAGAGGAAAUUUAAUGGGGAAACGAGUGGAUUUCUCUGCAAGAACUGUAAUUACCCCAGAUCCUAAUCUCCGAAUUGAUCAAGUUGGAGUGCCUCGAUCAAUUGCUCAGAACAUGACAUUCCCUGAAAUUGUGACUCCCUUUAAUAUUGAUAAAAUGCAAGAAUUAGUGCGAAGAGGAAAUUCACAGUACCCUGGAGCCAAGUAUAUUGUGAGAGAUAAUGGAGAAAGAAUUGACUUGCGCUUUCAUCCAAAAUCUUCUGAUUUACAUCUUCAGUGUGGUUAUAAAGUUGAACGGCAUAUUCGGGAUGGCGAUUUAGUUAUUUUCAACCGGCAGCCUACAUUGCAUAAAAUGUCAAUGAUGGGCCACAGAGUUAAAGUAUUGCCAUGGUCAACGUUUCGUAUGAACCUUAGUUGCACCAGUCCCUAUAACGCUGAUUUUGAUGGUGAUGAGAUGAACUUGCAUGUUCCUCAGUCAAUGGAAACUCGUGCAGAAGUUGAGAAUCUUCAUGUGACUCCUCGUCAAAUUAUUACUCCACAAGCAAAUAAACCUGUCAUGGGUAUUGUGCAGGACACAUUGACAGCUGUGAGGAAGAUGACUAAGAGAGAUGUAUUUUUAGAAAAGGAAAACAAGUAUUUUCCCUCAUUAUUCCUGGAAAUGUAAAUAUGAUAAGAACACAUUCCACUCAUCCUGAUGAAGAAGAUGAUGGGCCUUACAAAUGGAUAUCACCUGGUGACACUAAGGUAAUGGUGGAACAUGGUGAACUUGUGAUGGGGAUUCUUUGUAAGAAAACAUUGGGCACAUCUGCUGGCUCUCUGCUACAUAUUUGCUUUUUGGAACUUGGUCAUGAGGUUUGUGGUCAGUUCUACGGCAACAUUCAAACAGUCGUAAAUAAUUGGCUGCUGUUAGAAGGUCACUCAAUUGGCAUUGGUGAUACUAUUGCUGAUCCUCAGACAUACUUGGAAAUUCAGAAGGCUAUUAAAAAAGCCAAAGAAGAUGUGAUAGAAGUCAUCCAGAAAGCACAUAAUAUGGAACUGGAGCCUACACCUGGCAACACACUUCGGCAAACUUUCGAAAAUCAGGUGAAUCGUAUUCUAAAUGAUGCUCGAGACAAAACUGGAGGAUCUGCUAAGAAAAGUCUUACUGAGUACAACAAUUUGAAAGCUAUGGUGGUGUCAGGAUCCAAAGGGUCUAACAUCAAUAUUUCUCAGGUUAUUGCUUGUGUGGGGCAACAAAACGUUGAAGGAAAAAGAAUUCCUUUUGGAUUUCGAAAAAGGACAUUACCUCAUUUCAUUAAAGAUGAUUAUGGACCUGAGUCUAGAGGUUUUGUGGAAAACUCAUACCUGGCCGGUCUUACACCAUCAGAAUUCUUUUUUCACGCUAUGGGAGGAAGGGAAGGUCUUAUUGAUACAGCUGUAAAAACCGCUGAAACAGGAUAUAUUCAGCGUCGUCUUAUAAAGGCUAUGGAGUCUGUAAUGGUGCACUAUGAUGGUACAGUUCGUAAUUCUGUUGGGCAACUAAUUCAGCUACGUUACGGUGAAGACGGCCUCUGUGGUGAAACUGUGGAAUUUCAGAACCUUCCUACGAUCAAGCUGUCCAAUAAGGCAUUCGAAAAGAAAUUUAAAUUUGAUCCAACAAAUGAAAGGCAUUUACGACGUAUUUUUAAUGAAGAUAUCAUGAAAGAGUUAAUGGGUAGUGGUGAUGUGAUAUCAGAGUUAGAAAAGGAAUGGGAACAGUUAGUCAAGGACAGAGAAGCACUGAGGCAAAUUUUCCCUAGUGGUGAGAGUAAAGUUGUAUUGCCUUGCAAUUUGCAAAGAAUGAUAUGGAAUGUACAGAAGAUAUUCCACAUAAACAAGAGAGCACCGACUGAUCUGAGUCCUUUACGUGUUAUCCAAGGUGUGAAUGAUUUACUGAAGAAAUGCAUUAUAGUGGCAGGUGAAGAUCAUUUAAGUAAACAAGCCAACAAAAAUGCUACAUUGUUAUUCCAGUGUUUAGUUCGUUCUACAUUGUGCACAAAAUGUGUAUCAGAAGAGUUCCGUUUAUCUUCUGAAGCGUUUGAGUGGUUGAUUGGUGAAAUUGAAACCAGAUUCCAGCAAGCUCAGGUGAGCCCUGGUGAAAUGGUGGGAGCUUUGGCUGCUCAGUCUCUUGGAGAACCUGCCACACAGAUGACACUAAACACUUUCCACUUCGCUGGUGUGUCUUCAAAAAAUGUAACACUUGGUGUGCCACGGUUGAAAGAAAUUAUCAAUAUCAGCAAAAAACCUAAAGCUCCUUCUCUAACAGUCUUCCUGACUGGAGCUGCUGCAAGAGAUGCUGAAAAGGCUAAAAAUGUCUUGUGUAGAUUGGAACAUACAACAUUACGAAAGGUUACUGCAAACACUGCAAUUUAUUAUGAUCCAGAUCCACAAAACACAGUUAUUGCAGAGGAUCAGGAAUUCGUCAAUGUGUACUAUGAAAUGCCUGAUUUUGAUCCUACAAGAAUUUCUCCAUGGCUACUUCGUAUUGAACUAGAUAGAAAACGCAUGACUGAUAAGAAAUUAACUAUGGAACAAAUAGCUGAAAAAAUAAAUGCUGGUUUUGGAGAUGAUUUGAAUUGCAUUUUCAAUGAUGAUAACGCAGAGAAACUUGUACUUCGCAUUCGAAUAAUGAAUAGUGAUGACAACAAAUUCCAAGAUGAAGAAGAGACUGUUGACAAAAUGGAAGACGACAUGUUCCUUCGUUGCAUUGAAGCCAAUAUGCUUUCAGAUAUGACUUUGCAGGGUAUUGAAGCGAUAGGCAAAGUAUACAUGCAUUUACCUCAGACUGAUUCUAAGAAGAGAAUAGUUAUUACUGAAACAGGAGAGUUCAAAGCUAUUGCUGAAUGGCUUUUGGAAACUGAUGGAACUAGUAUGAUGAAAGUUCUGAGUGAAAGAGAUGUUGACCCUGUCAGAACUUUCUCAAACGACAUUUGUGAAAUUUUUUCGGUACUGGGUAUUGAGGCUGUGCGAAAAUCAGUGGAAAAAGAAAUGAAUGCAGUGCUACAAUUUUAUGGUCUGUACGUGAACUAUCGACACUUGGCUUUGUUGUGUGACGUAAUGACAGCAAAAGGUCAUCUUAUGGCUAUUACUCGUCAUGGAAUAAACCGACAAGACACUGGAGCACUUAUGAGAUGCUCAUUUGAAGAAACUGUGGACGUAUUGAUGGAUGCAGCAUCACAUGCCGAAGUGGAUCCCAUGAGAGGUGUAUCAGAGAAUAUCAUUAUGGGACAGUUGCCUCGGCUUGGAACAGGAGCUUUUGAUCUUCUCCUUGAUGCGGAAAAAUGUAAAGCUGGAAUUGAAAUUCCAAUGAGUGUUGGUGCUGGUAUGAUUGGAGGAGUGGGCAUGUUCUUUGGAAGUGCAGCAACUCCAUCUAUGAGCCCACAGAUGACUCCUUGGAACCAAUCUGCCACUCCAGGGUACAGCAGUUCUUGGUCUUCACCAGGAAAUGUUUACGGUAGUGGAAUGACUCCUGGAGGCCCUAGCUUUUCACCAUCUGGAGCCAGUGAUUCUAGUGGUCUCUCGCCUGGAUAUUCACCAUGGUCUCCUCAGAUCAGCAGUCCAUCAUCUCCUGGGCCUUCUAUGAGUCCAUACAUUCCCAGUCCUGUUAGUGGACUAUCUCCCAAUUAUUCACCAUCAAGUCCAGCAUAUGCUCCCACAUCGCCUAGUUUAACACCUUCAAGUCCAAACUACAGUCCCACUAGCCCUUCAUACAGCCCAACUUCUCCCAAUUAUUCACCAACAAGCCCUUCAUAUUCACCAACCAGUCCUUCAUAUUCUCCAACAUCUCCAUCAUAUAGUCCUACAUCUCCAUCAUACAGUCCAACCAGCCCUUCAUAUUCACCUACAAGCCCUAGUUACAGCCCUACGAGCCCUAGUUACAGCCCAACAUCUCCCUCUUAUAGUCCAACUAGCCCUUCAUACUCACCUACCAGCCCUAGCUACAGUCCAACCAGCCCCAGCUACAGCCCCACCUCACCUUCAUACAGCCCUACAAGCCCAUCUUACUCCCCCACUAGUCCUUCUUAUUCCCCAACAAGUCCUUCAUAUAGUCCUACAAGUCCUAGUUAUUCUCCAAGCUCUCCUAAUUACACCCCAGCCUCACCCUCAUAUUCUCCAACUAGCCCAUCGUACUCGCCUAGUUCACCACAAUACUCACCUGCUAGCCCAAGUUAUUCUCCUAGCAGUCCUAAGUAUUCUCCAACUUCCCCAUCAUAUUCCCCAACUUCGCCAUCAUUUGCUGGAUCUUCUCCACAGUACACUCCAGCAUCUCCCCAGUAUUCCCCUACAUCUCCUACAUACAGUCCUACAUCUCCCUCCUAUUCUCCGAGCUCUCCCAAACAUCCUUCAAGUGCUUCUACUCGCUACUCCCCAACAUCACCUAACUAUUCUCCAAGUAGUCCUUCGUAUUCUCCUACAAGUCCACAAUACUCUCCUUCCAGUUCUAAGUAUUCCCCCACUAGUCCAACCUACACUCCUACUUCUCCAAAUUACAGCCCUUCUUCACCCACAUACUCUCCUGCAGCACCUGGAUAUUCACCAACUUCACCAUCAUAUUCACCUACAUCUCCAACAUAUGAACCUGAUGACUGAAGGGUGAGCUGAGACUGCUAGAAGAGGUGGAAACAUCUGCAAGGAACCACACAUCAGACCAUUGUCUGAAAUUGUAUAAACACAUUUUCCCAUUCUUAGAUCUUCAAAGGUUAUAUUUUUUGGUGUACUGGUGUUAUUUUGCAUCACUAGCUCAUGCUUCAUGCUUUUGUUUUGAAUCAAUAUCAAAAAAAAAAAUAAUUUUUAUGUUGUAUUAGAACCGGAGGUAUAUAUAAUAUAGUUGUAUUUAUAUGUAAAAUACAAAAAUUGUGGAUGUUUUAAGGUUUCUUUUUAAUAAUGGAAUAAAAAGAAUUUCCUGCAAUUUCUGUGUGUUUUUUGGGUAGGGCUUCACUUUUUCAGAAUCUGUUCCUGUUGUGGUUUUCCCAA
Molecule: messenger RNA, 6237 nt
Organism: Gryllus bimaculatus (two-spotted cricket)
Lineage: Eukaryota; Metazoa; Arthropoda; Insecta; Orthoptera; Gryllidae
Source: the annotation of a GenBank genome assembly